Molecule: messenger RNA, 1337 nt
Organism: Trifolium pratense (red clover)
Lineage: Eukaryota; Viridiplantae; Streptophyta; Magnoliopsida; Fabales; Fabaceae
Product: photosystem II reaction center PSB28 protein, chloroplastic
Exons: 2
Coding region: 563-1108 (181 amino acids)
Biological process (GO): photosynthesis
Cellular component (GO): photosystem II; photosystem II oxygen evolving complex; chloroplast thylakoid membrane
Source: RefSeq, a predicted model, not a curated record
CUCGAGAGGCUUAGAGGGGAAAGAAAUUUGCAUGCCACAAAAGGCAACACAAAAGUUGAGUCAUGCAUGGGAGCAUCAGUAAGGUUAUACAGGCCUAUUGGGCUAAAAGUGUACUGUUAUCGUUUAUCAUCAUUGGAUCAAUAGACCCAAGAUGUACCUGUGUUCAAACAUAUGCAUGGUACUCUAUUUGAGGGAAAAUACCACUAGCGGGUACAUACUCAUACCUUAAUUUAUGCUCAUACACCACGUAUAUUGAUUUUUCUAAAAAUAUUGUACCCCGCACCGGCCCUACCCACGCCUAGGCAACAUAGAGUGAGACAGACAUUAGUGAAAGAAAACGCUUCGUGCCAUGUCAGCAGCACCAAUGGUUUGUCACAAAUCAAGUGGACUCUCAUCCUUUGCAAAUUGCAAAAAGCAAAGAAUUAUCAUCACAAGUGAAUGGUUGUGUUUGUGACACAAUAGACAUUUUGUGGACCACAAUUUUACUUACUCUAUCUUGUGAUUUUAUGACAACUAGAGAGGCAAGUAUUGAGAAGAACUGCUUCUCUCUUUUUUCCUGGCAAUGGCAACUUUGCACUCUCUUGCAUUCUCCUCUCCGCUCUACAAGUCAGUACAGAAGCCACGCUCAUACUCAGUCCCUUCAAUUGUCCAUGGAAGCUUGAACUUAAACUCCUCAUUCAAUGGUCAAUAUUUACAUGUGCCAAGUUUAAGGUUACCAAUGACAACUCAAAAAACUCCACUGCAUAUGCCGGUUAUCAUGAUGGCGGGGAAACCCAAAAUACAGUUCAUUCAAGGAACUGAUGAACUGACAAUACCAGAUGUGAAGCUGACAAAAUCUAAAGAUGGAACAAAUGGUAUGGCUAUCUUCAGGUUUGAUCAACCUUCAGUUUUUGAUUCAUCUGGAGAAGUAGGUGACAUUACAGGUUUUUACAUGAUUGAUGAGGAAGGAGUCCUUCAAUCUGUUGAUGUAAAUGCUAAAUUUGUCAAUGGAAAACCCUCUGGAAUUGAAGCCAAGUAUAUAAUGCGGACUCCACGGGACUGGGAUAGGUUCAUGCGAUUCAUGGAGCGGUACUCUAAUGCUAAUGGUUUGCAAUUCAUAAAAUAUUGAGUUAAUGUACUAACUUUUUCCCUUCUAUUCUUUUGUCCUCUGUCAAGAAGUUUGAUUUCUAUAAUUUAGUUACCAGUAUGUAACUGAUUUCCUAUAGAUCUCAAAGCUCAUUGUCCUAAGGAUUUCUUUUAUUAUGUUAAAAAGGCAAGAAAUUUUGUUAGUAAAUAUUGUAAUACGCAUGCGGCUGCAUUGCAAUUCUAUAAGCAUGUUCUGUCUGUUGUUUUUUCUA